Molecule: messenger RNA, 1130 nt
Organism: Monopterus albus (swamp eel)
Lineage: Eukaryota; Metazoa; Chordata; Actinopteri; Synbranchiformes; Synbranchidae
Gene: star2
Product: steroidogenic acute regulatory protein 2
Exons: 7
Coding region: 13-879 (288 amino acids)
Biological process (GO): regulation of steroid biosynthetic process; intracellular cholesterol transport; steroid biosynthetic process
Cellular component (GO): mitochondrion
Molecular function (GO): cholesterol transfer activity; cholesterol binding
Source: RefSeq, a predicted model, not a curated record
AAGACAGACAGUAUGCUGCCUGCUGUUGUAAAGCUCUGCUGUGGAAUCUCCUACCCACAUCUGAGGACUAUGGCAGCUGUGGCAGUGAUAGGCCAGGAGAUCACACAUCUGCAGAGAUGGGGGCAGAUCCAACAUCACAUGAGAACGGAUGCUGGUUUUAAGAGUAAUGAGACCAAACCUGAAGAUUUAAAGCCCAAGCCUGUGAAAGAAGAUCAGCUGUUCUAUGUACAACAAGGGCAGGAGGCAAUGAGGAAGGCUCUCACUAUGUUGGAGGACAAAGACGGAUGGAAAGUUGAGAACACAGAGAGCAAUGGGGAUGUGAUCUGUAGCAAAGUGAUGCCAGGGGCCAGGAAGGUCUUCAGGCUGGAGGCGGUACUGGAGGCCAGCAUCGAUGACCUCUAUGACCUCUUGUUUGUCAGAGUGGAGGACAUGCACCAGUGGAACCCGAGCAUACAGCAUCUUAAAGUUCUGAAGCACAUUGGACCUGAAACCAUUAUCACUCAUGAAGCUUCAGCUGAGACAGCAGGAAAUCUGAUUGGCCAAAGGGAUUUCUUGAGUGUAAGACACAGUUACAGACAAAACUCCAGCGUUUAUCUUGGAGGAGCAGCAAUUCAGCUGGAGUCCUUUCCACCCCAAGCAGGCUUUGUGAGAGCUGAGAAUGGACCAACCUGCAUCAUCAUACAACCUGUGGAUGAGGACCCAAGAAAAAGUCACUUCACAUGGCUUCUUAAUAUGGAUGUAAAGGGCUGGCUGCCAAAGUCCAUUGUCAAUCAGGCUUUGCCCCGAGCACAGCUGGAUUUCACAAGACACCUCCGCAGGCAUCUCACAGCGAGUGCAUCAUCACUCACAGGGGAAGACAGGAAUAUAGAGACACGGUGACAGUCUGACUGCUCAGCAGGACACUGCCCUUUCAGCAAUAGCAGAAACGCUUCCGGGAGGAGACGCUCUGCAGAGCACAGCUGGCAGACACCAGUGUCGACCACCCAGUGCCAGCCUGGAAGAAGAACAAGACUUAUAAUAGGAAUUAAUGUCACAGUGUACCACUCAAACCUCAAGUUUUCCUGAGGAGGAGCCAUCACUUGUCUGUUGACACAUGACUAACUACAUGAGCCCCUGCAUAUGACUGGAUG